AUGCAAGACACGAGUGCUGCUGCUCAGCAAUCGCAAUCUGCUACGAACUCGCGUUCUGUUUUCUCGGCAAUUAAACCUUUCCAGCCAAAAGGUAAUAUCGCUGUAGCCUGGCGAGAAUGGAAAACAAAAUUCGAAAUUUUUCUGUGCGCCACCAACCUUGAGAAUGAGUCUGACACAAGGAAAAAUGCUCUUCUGCUGCAUCAUAUCGGCGAAGAAGCAAAUUCAGUAUACUACUCCUUCAACAUCUCUCAUAAGGAGAUCAAACAUGAUGCCUUAAUCAAGAAAUUCGACGAUUUCUAUUCACCUAAAAGAAACGUUGAUAUUUCGAUAUAUAAGCUGAUCACCCGAAAGCAGGCUGCGGACGAAUCGAUCGAAACGUACGUCACUAAGCUUAAGAAUUUAGCCACAAAUUGUGAACUAAAAGAGCAGAACGACAAAAUUGUGAAAUUAGUAUUUGUGGCCGGUCUGCUUCCUCAACAUGAUGCUAUUAGAGUGCAACUCCUGAUGAAAGAGAGCGACGAAGCGGUGUUGUUUGCCCAGACGAUGCACGCGUCACAAUUACAGUCAAAGUCAAAGGAGGAGCCAGCUGAAAACCAACUGGUGAAUAAGGUGGAACGCGGAAGAUCCAGCAACUUCAGAGGGCGUGGAAGGCGUGGGAGAACCAGUGCUAUCUGUGAUGAACCAACAUCGUCUAACUUCACCCACAACCCUCAACACGGGCGUCAAUCCAGCUUUGGGAAGCAGAAGCCCUGCAAAUCGUGCGGAAAUUCCAUCCACUACUCCGGUAAAUGUCCUGCCAUUGGAAGAAACUGCUCCGUCUGCGGAAAACCCAAUCACCUAAGAGGGUAUGCAACAAGCGAAAGGUCAGGCUUGUGGAGAAUCAAUUCUCCAGCGAUGAAGACGACUACUAAUCGACAGAUGAUGAUGGACCUAACCUCUUCAUUGGUGCUGUUAAUGGGGUUCAAGAUGAACAAUGGAUUUAAAUCAUGCAAAGAAUUAGGAAUAUUGAAACAAGUUAACACGAUUACUGCUAAGUACACAUCUUUGAUUAAAAAAUAUGAAGUUUUUCAAGGUGUAGGCUGUGUUAAAGACACCAAAUGCAAAAUUACAAUAAAAGAAAAUGCAAAACCUGUGGCGGAACCUGCCCGUCGAAUUCCAUACAUGCUGCGUAGAAGAGUCCGUGGUGAGCUAAAUAGAAUGGUAAAGUUGGGAAUCAUCGAGCCGGUGAAUGAACCAACUGAAUGGGUCAAUCCCAUAGUAACAGUCACCAAAGGUAAUGGGGAGCUAAGGGUCUGCCUAGAUCCUCACUUUUUGAAUAAAGAAAUAAUUACCCCCAAGCAUUAUAUUCCUACUGUAGAUGACAUAAAAGCUAAACUGAAAGGUGCAACUGUUUUUACUACUUUAGAUGCAAAGGCAGGAUUCUGGGCCUUACCUUUAGACGAAGAAAGUUCCAAACUAACUACUUUUGCUACCCCCUUUGGAGGGUUUAAAUUUAAGCGAUUAGCGUAUGGAUUAAAUUGUACCAGCGAAAUUUUUCAAGCGGAAAUGUGCCGAUAUCCCAAAUCUGAUAAUUUACAUUGA
This is a messenger RNA of Bemisia tabaci, 1581 nucleotides long. NCBI's taxonomy places the organism in Eukaryota, Metazoa, Arthropoda, Insecta, Hemiptera, Aleyrodidae. The record is from RefSeq and is a predicted model, not a curated record.